AUGAAGCUCUCUAUCUCCUUACUUUUAUCAACAACCAAGGGUUUUGACCUGUCAACCCUCGAAGCCGAUGGCCUCGAACUUAUGCAACCAUGCUUCGGCCUUCCUCGAUCAAAAAAUCUCCCCAAGAUCUCCAGCGGUAUUGUCCCGAAUAACUACAAAUGCAAAGUCCGCUGCAUCGACUACAAGAAACACCGAUUCGCUGUCCGAAUCACUGAUGGAGAAAUGGUGCCAAAACUCGGCUGCGCUACUGCUGAAACUCGGGGCUGCCCACUUCACGAAGACUAUUACUUUAGACAGAAGCGGUCUAUCUUCGACAAAGAGAACCAAGAUUACAUUACUCCGAAAACGACGUUUGUCAAAUGCAAAAAUUUGGGAAUUGACUCUCCUGAAUUCCGCCAUCGCUGCGUCAAAAACCGCCCUCAAGUCUCCCCAGAGCUUUCCUUCCGAUGGGUUCCUGAUCUUCGAGAAUGCUCUGAAGUCUCAACAACGACGACUACAACCACCACAACAACAACUACGACGACAACAACGACCACAACAACUCCCGAAUCCUCAGUCUCCGAUUGGUCGAGCUGUCCGGAUUCCGGAGUUUGUCGACCGGAAAUUCAGACCAGAACUAUUGAUGGCGCUAUAGAGUCACGAAGAUGCUUCCCGUUCUCCUGCCAAGCUUGCCAUGCUGACAUGACGUUCUUCGAGUGGGAUAUCAGUUCGACAACCUUGACUGCUAGAAUUCCAUGGGUCAGCCGAAACAACUUGGUCGAUGGUUUCGUACCAGUCAACAAACGAGUCAAGAAUGCUCGAUGCAUGGACUCAGUUGAAGUUAACGCGAAAUUAGGAAGCCCGUGCUUGUGUGACGAAGAUCAAGGCUGCGCUUUCGACAAUUGGCCGGAAAAUAUUUGCGCUAGAAACGGCUACGGAGAAGAGUACUUCUGGACUCCCGGUCCUCAGAAAACUUUCACUGAAGAUCGAGAUUUUACUAGCACGAUUGUCGAGGAUGAUUACUCUUUGACUUACCUAGGAACGAAUGGAGAAUCUGAUGUUCGAUUCUCCGAUCGAAUCAGCUGGUGGGAAAACGGACCAUCCAUCUGUCGCGCUAGAACCGAGCUCUACAUGCCUGGUGUCGAGCGACCAGUUUUGAAAGACGAUGGUUCUUUGAGCACCCCUGCAUGGAACCAACUCGAAUGCGAUUUUGAGAUCAACAAGUAUCCAACAACAAACGAUCCUAUUUCAAGCACUUCAUCCAGCCAUGGAAGCGACAGCUAUGAAGUUUUGACUGGACAUGCUAAAUGGAUCAAGGCUUCGGAACUCAACGAAGAAUACGAGCGACUAAUCAUUGUCGGCAACUACAAUCAAGGCUUCAUGUACGAAGAAGGCCAAGAAUACGGUCUUUGUCGAUGGUCGAAAGAAAACUGCAUCAAAAGAUCUGGCGCUAGUUGCCAUUCUGAUGGAAGUCUGAGCGCUGUUGAAAACGAACAGACGAGAGAUUUCAUCAGAAACGCUCCUUACCAUCCUGGCGUCCUGAGCUGGAGACGAGGAAACUUGGUCUGCAACAGUUUGGUCGGAGUCCAAGGAAUUACUAAUAAUGUCUAUUCUGUGCGAAACGAAAUUUUCCCUGACAACGAUGAGCUUGAAAUCCUUGUUCGAUCUGUCGACAUUACACCAAAAUAA
This is a messenger RNA of Oikopleura dioica, 1668 nucleotides long. NCBI's taxonomy places the organism in Eukaryota, Metazoa, Chordata, Appendicularia, Copelata, Oikopleuridae. The record is from the annotation of a GenBank genome assembly.